AUGAUAGUUCAUCAAGAGGAUAGAAUCAAACGUACAAGAGAUACGAAUGAAGUGGAAAUAAAACAAGAAAAUGAAACUUAUCAAACGAUUCAAGCAUAUUUUUUACUUUUAAUCAUUUCGAUCAUGUGUUAUCAAAGUUUUAUCAAUGGUAAUUUGGAAUAUGAUAUUGUGGAAAACGGUGAAACUCUUUAUGGCUCUUCACCUUAUCAAAAAAGAAAUGGAACAUUUGUCAGAUUGACCUUGGGAUAUCCCUUUAAUCGCGUUAUCAUUUACACUGUUACGUCUAUUAUGCUUCUUUAUUCUCUUAUCUCGAAAAAUCCAGAAUGGAGUUUUCCAAUGAUAGUUUUGUAUCUGCUUGAUUUGGUAUGUGAUGUCAGUUAUUCUAUUCUUGCCAUUUAUCUAUUCUUUCAAAAAUUUCACCUAUCAACGGCUAGUAUUUACACGAUUGUUACUUUAUUAAUGAUCGCUGGAGAAAUCUGGGCGUGGUUGGGUGUUCUUCAACUUUAUGAAUAUAGAACGUACAAGUAAAAGGAA
Molecule: messenger RNA, 534 nt
Organism: Polistes dominula (European paper wasp)
Lineage: Eukaryota; Metazoa; Arthropoda; Insecta; Hymenoptera; Vespidae
Source: RefSeq, a predicted model, not a curated record